AUGAGCGCCGUCGCCUUCGCAUUCGAUGAAGCCUUCUUCUACGCCCUGCUACUAAUCGUUGGAGGGGCUAUCGGGUUCGUCCAGGCCAAGAGUAAGCCGUCACUAAUUGCCGGCACCAUCUCUGGCGUGCUGGUCUUCGCUGCGGCGAAGCUUGGGUCUUCCUAUGAUAACUUGACGGGACUCUUCUGCCUGGCUGCCAUUGCGCUCGUACUCGCCGUGUUUUUCUACUCGAGGUACGUGAAAACUCGCAAGUUCAUGCCGAGUGGCCUCAUGUGCGUCAUCAGCGCCUUGAGUUUUUGCAUUUACUUUUAUGCUGUUGUUGUAUAA
Messenger RNA from Perkinsus marinus ATCC 50983, 327 nucleotides. RefSeq names its product transmembrane protein 14, putative. Lineage: Eukaryota; Perkinsozoa; Perkinsida; Perkinsidae. The transcript has 3 exons. Gene Ontology annotation, cellular component: membrane. The coding region runs from base 1 to 327 and encodes 108 amino acids. The record is from RefSeq and is a predicted model, not a curated record.